Molecule: messenger RNA, 1119 nt
Organism: Paramecium tetraurelia
Lineage: Eukaryota; Ciliophora; Oligohymenophorea; Peniculida; Parameciidae
Exons: 7
Biological process (GO): branched-chain amino acid metabolic process
Molecular function (GO): branched-chain-amino-acid:2-oxoglutarate transaminase activity
Source: RefSeq, a predicted model, not a curated record
AUGGAUUUGAGUUCUCCUCAUGCAUCCUUCUAGGCUAGAGAUUUAAAAAUACUUCACACUCAGCACUAUAUUACAAAACCUCCUUGUGAUCCAAAGAUUAUGACCUUUGGUGCCUUCCACACCGAUCAUCUAUUAGAAAUUGAUUGGUCUGAUAAAAUGGGUUGGUCGAGGCCUAUGAUAGUUCCAUUCAAAAACCUAGAACUUCAUCCAUUUUCAUCUUGUUUGCAUUAUGCAAUCGAAUGUUUUGAAGGCUCUAAAGCUUACAAGGGCCCAGACAAUACCAUAAGAGUGUUUCGAUUAGAUUGCAAUAUGUUAAGAAUGAAGCAUUCAGCAAAGAGAUUAUCUCUACCAGAUUUUGAUGGACAUGAAUUAUAAAAAUGCAUAGAAGCAUUGAUUAAAGUAGACUAAGAUUGGAUUCCAGAUCAUCCUGGGUUUAGCUGUUAUAUUCGACCCACUCUGAUAGCUACAGAAGAGGCUUUGGGAGUGAGAGCUUCGAGUAAAGCUAAAUUAUUUGUUGUGCUUUGCCCAGUUGGACCCUAUUUCCCAUCAGGAUUAAAGCCUGUUCGUGUCUUCUGUAAUACAAUUACUAUACGAUCUUACCCGGGAGGAGUUGGAGAAUAUAAAGUUGCUGGGAAUUAUGCUCCAACUGUGUUACCAUUAAAAGAGGUCUAAAAGAUUGGAUUCCAUUAAAAUUUGUGGCUACUUCCAGAUGGUUUGGUUUAGGAGAUGGGUGUGUGUAAUUUGUUUUUCUAUUGGAAAAAUAAAUAAGGCGAAAAUGAAUUGAUCACACCCAUGUUAGAUGGGACCAUACUUCCAGGAGUUGUUAGAGACUCAAUCCUCAAUUUGGCAAAAUAAUUGAAUAAGUUUAAAGUUACAGAGAGAAAAGUCUACAUUUAAGAAGUUGUGGAAGCUAUAGCAGAAGGCAGAAUGAUUGAGAUGUUUGGAUGUGGAACAGGAGUUAUGGUAUAACCAAUCGAGGCUAUCGGUCUCAAUGAUAAAAUCUAUGAAAUUAAGUAUAAUCCGAAUCUGAAUUCUGGGGAACUAACUCAUCAAUUAUAUUAACAAUUAAAUGAAAUAUAAACUGGUGGAAAACCCCACGAAUGGAUUAGCAUAAUUUGA